Molecule: messenger RNA, 575 nt
Organism: Culicoides brevitarsis
Lineage: Eukaryota; Metazoa; Arthropoda; Insecta; Diptera; Ceratopogonidae
Exons: 2
Coding region: 30-512 (160 amino acids)
Source: RefSeq, a predicted model, not a curated record
UAAAAAUCAAAAGUGCAGUCACAAAAACAAUGAAAUCAAUUUUGGUUUUUGUUACUAUUUUGAUAGCAGUUCAAGGUCGUCCCGAACCGCCAAGUCGUUUUCGAUCAGCUGAUCAGUACGGACCCCCGCCGCCAUCUUCGUAUGGCGCUCCUCCCACAGACAAUUACGCUGCCCCAUUGCCUGCCAAACAAACGUUGAUCACGAAAAACGUUUAUGUUCACUUGCCGCCGCAAGAAUAUCCCGAACACGAACCGGAAAAGCAAGAAGUUGAACAAGUACGGAAGCAUUACAAAAUUGUCUUUAUUAAAGCACCGACGCCUCCAACGCCGAAACCCGUAAAAUUACCACAGCAGGAUGAACACAAGACUUUGGUUUAUGUUUUGGUGAAGAAACCUGAGGCUGAGCGACCAAUUGAAGUACCUUCGACGACGGAAGCUUCGAGACCGGAAGUGUUCUUUAUCAAAUACAAAGAGAACAAACCUUCGAACGCGUAUGGACCUCCGCCAAAUUGAAAAAAAAAUCUUUAAAAUUAAGAGUUGAAUUGUUUUAAGAGUUUAUUUUGAAAAAAUAAAGAA